Messenger RNA from Sardina pilchardus (European sardine), 1172 nucleotides. It is a transcript of the gene rsph9, whose product is annotated as radial spoke head component 9. Gene Ontology annotation, biological process: axoneme assembly; cilium movement involved in cell motility; motile cilium assembly. The transcript has 5 exons. Gene Ontology annotation, cellular component: radial spoke; axoneme. Bases 205 to 1038 code for a protein of 277 amino acids. NCBI's taxonomy places the organism in Eukaryota, Metazoa, Chordata, Actinopteri, Clupeiformes, Clupeidae. The record is from RefSeq and is a predicted model, not a curated record.
AGUUCUAGAUCCAUCCACCUGAGGGCGCUCUCUCUUGGAAAUAAGGUACCUGUUGCCUUGGCGACACGUUGCUAAGCUUUUUGUUUACGUCGUAAGCUAGCACGAGUUUCACGAAGUCCAGAACAUAGGCUAGCUUUCGCUAUUUUAUGGUAGUUUUGUUCUUAGAGUGUCUUUUAUUUGUAUUAAAUCGCCGGGGCGUUUAAAAUGGAUUCCACUAGUUUGUAUUACUCUUUAGAUCUAGUCUCCGGCGCAGGUUUAACUCUGAGCAGUGAACAGAAAGCAGCCCUUCAGACCUCACUGGUCAUCUUACAGAAAAACUAUAAAUUUCACCGUGUUCUGUUCUGGGGGAAAAUCCUGGGAAUAAAGGGGGAUUAUUUCAUCGCUCAGGGUGUAACAGACGAUGAGAUGAGAAACAAGAAGACGUUAUACAGUUUUGAUUGCAUGGACUGGGACUUGCUGCCACCACCUACGGACGAGAUGAUCGCGGAGGUCAACACUGCGGCAAGUGGGCGUUUCAUGGGAGACCCCUCACAUGAGUACGAACAUACGGAGACUCGGCGACAUGGAGAGGGGGACGAGGCGGUGGAGGAGGACAUUGUCGUAAAGGUUAGCGAAGAGAAGCGUUUGGCCACUACCGUGUUUACCAUUGAUCAGGAGGUGUCUGUGGUUCCACGGGGCGCUUACAUCAAGAGUCCUCACGGGACGGUGCAGACAAACCGCAGCUUUGAGGGUCUGUCAGUUAGUGAGGCUGGGAAGCUGAGAAACUAUCUACAUUUCAAUGAGCCUAAGUGCCUCAGGAAGCUGUCUAUCCUCGAGAUGGCCGACUCAGACCCUUGCAGAGACUUCUUGGAUCCUCUGAGCGAAGAUAUACCUAAAGGUUCGUGGAGUAUCCAGUUUGAACGUGGCAGCAGUGUGUGUGUCCUGCGCUCCCUUCUCUGGCUGGGGCUCAGUUUCUACCACAUCCCUGGAACUCCACAGCACGGAUAUGUCUACAUGGGGACUGGCCUUAAGAAUCUGGACCUGCCCUUUAUGCUGUGAACACACACACACACACACACACACACACAUAUUAACCAAUCACAUGCGACGAGACACAGACGACAACGACAAACCCAAAUGAAUUUCUCAUGACUUAUUUUAUUUACAGUGAAUAAAGGCUCUGGAACUCUGCA